Syzygium oleosum is the source of this 1773-nucleotide messenger RNA. RefSeq lists its product as uncharacterized. The transcript has 4 exons. The record is from RefSeq and is a predicted model, not a curated record. Lineage: Eukaryota; Viridiplantae; Streptophyta; Magnoliopsida; Myrtales; Myrtaceae. The coding region runs from base 1216 to 1701 and encodes 161 amino acids.
GAAGGGGGCUUAGUUGCUUGAAGGUGUCAAUGUCUAUACAUUUUUUACUCAUUGUUUAGCCUCAUCUAUUCCUUGUUUUCUUUGGUUGGUUUCUGUGGUCAAAUUGACAUUCGGUCGACCUGGAAUAACGCUCGCACUCAAAAAAGGGGACUAUCACAGCACUAAUUUGGGGUGCAUCGCUUCAAAAAACGAUAUGACCGGCAAAAAGAUCGUGUUGAGACAAAUCCCAAACAGUUGGCUGCUGCAUCGGCGCUGGCUGAAAUAUUCUUUCUGUUUCCUUACUCGCUCAUCAACCCCUUUAAAGCCUUCAUCUCUUGAGCUCAACAUUAAUUUGCCUAUAUAGAUUUCAUAUUCUGUAAUGAACAAAAAUUGCAUGAGUUUCUUCAUCAGUCUUCUUGUUUUAGCAGGUCAUAAGAUGUAUCAUCAUGUUUUUUUUCUGUUGUUGUUUUUGGCAACAUUUUUGUGACUUUUAUGGCUAGAUUGUAAAAAGAUUUGAGAAGGUACGUGUUUCUGAUGGUUAAAUUUGUUGAUUUGAUUCCAUCUAGGGGAGCUUUUGCUCUCAACUUACUAAAAAUAUCAAUACCCUAUAUAAAUCACAUAAUCGGAACAAUGGGGAUGUAUGCAAGUCUACCAAAGGAGGAAGUCUAACGUGGCAAUUUUUUUAUCAACAUAGUUUGCUUUCGACAAGCUGAAUCUGCUGUAGUUGAUUCUAAUUAAAAGGACCAAAAACUGUUUCUUGCCCAUUAUGCUAUGGUAAUUUAAAAUAUACAAAUUUAAUUAUUACUCGCUAUCGCACAUUGCUAGCUGCUUGUUUGGAUCUUGCCAAUCAUGUUCUUGGUUAACUAGACUAGACAGCACGAGAUGACCAUGUCAACGGGAAGAACAACAAGAGUAAUUGGAUGGUACCAUUCGCACCCACAUAGAACGGUUCUACCGUCCCAUGUUGGUAAGCAUUGCGAAUUGCUACUUUUUGUGGAGUAAAUUAAUAAUGAAAUGCACAUCAAGCAUGAGAUAUUAUUUCUAUAAGGACAAAGCAUUGGCACCUCUCUAUAUUGCUGCACCAGGGCCUCACCACGUUUCACUAGUUUAUGAUUUACUUUACUUGAUUCGGGAAUUGAAUGAGGCCGUUUUCAUUCAAACUUGAUAGCGUUUUCUCAGGUUUUUUCCAAAGAUGGUUUUUGAGUGCUACUUUGUGCAGAUGUACGGACACAUGCAAUGUAUCAACUCCUAGAUUAUGGAUUCAUUGGGUUGAUAUUUUCCUGCUUUAGCGAGGAUAUUAACAAGGUUGGGAGAAUUCAAGUCAUAGCUUUCCAAUCUUCAGAUGGGAAGCAAAACCAGAUAUCAAGACCUAUCCCUCUAUCUCCGGUUAAUAGAAGUUCGGUCAUAGACUUGGAAUCAUCUUUGAGUUCCUCCGAGAAUUUGUUGGCACGAUCUAACUCUGGAAGGGGGGAGAACCCCGAAGUGGACACUGGCGAUUCCAGAAUCUCUGCUGGAACUAAGAAGGGGCGGGGAAGGUCAUCGGACUUGGGGGGUUUCUUUGCUGACGCUGAUACCAAUUAUCUCGGAAGAGAGAUAAUUGGUGAAAAUUAUCGCAAUGGAAAUCCAAGCAGCACCGCCAUUGUUGCUAUAGAUCCCAUGGAUAUGACAGAAAGCAUGCAAGAGGCUAUGCAUAGGUCAAACUUGGACAUGAGGUAUACAUGAGUAUGUACUCGGCACUUAAUUAUCCUUUCCUUUUGCACUUUAUCUUUUUCUCCAUUCAUUCUUUACCUUUUU